Molecule: messenger RNA, 429 nt
Organism: Cylicocyclus nassatus
Lineage: Eukaryota; Metazoa; Nematoda; Chromadorea; Rhabditida; Strongylidae
Source: the annotation of a GenBank genome assembly
AUGCGUUGCGUAGCCCUCCUCCUCGCCGCUGUUGCAGUAUUGGCCUACGGCCAAGUGCAGAACUCUGGCUAUGAGAACGCCGAGCAAGUUCAGCCUGCUCCAGCGCCGAUCAGCGCCAAUGGUGGAGAUCAGCAAGCCUAUAACUCUGACGCUGCUGCCCCAGUGGCUCCCGCUUCUCCACCACCUCCUCCACCUCCUCCACCACCACCACCCGCACCCGUCCAAAGCAGCUACGCAUCUUCACCUCCACCUUCAUACCCUCCUAUGCAGGGCAGUUACGGAACGUCCCCACCUCCAUCUUCUUACCCAACACUUGUCCCUAGCAGCACUUACGGACCCAGCAGCAAUGCUCCAGUAAUGACUGGCAACGGCAUGGGAUACAGACACCGCCGUCUUUUCCGUCAUCGAUCUCGCAAAGCUCGUCUCUAA